Messenger RNA from Nylanderia fulva, 2713 nucleotides. RefSeq lists its product as uncharacterized. The record is from RefSeq and is a predicted model, not a curated record. Lineage: Eukaryota; Metazoa; Arthropoda; Insecta; Hymenoptera; Formicidae.
UACAAAGCAGAUAUCAUGGCAACGUCAAGCUCAGUAAGUAAUACUUGGGUUUUAGAUUAUUGCACGAUAGAAAAUAAUAAGGCAAAAUGCGAUAUUUGUUCCUGGAAUCAUAAUCUUAUUAAACAACAGUUAAACCAAAUAAAAGCUCACAUAACAAGUAAACAUAAAGAGAUUUAUCAGAGUAUUAGCUCAUCAUUAGCAAUCAGCUUUAGUUCAACAGAAUCGACGGAAGUUUAUACAAUAAAAAAUUAUGACGUCUACUGCAAUUUUUGUAAUCAAAUUUUUUUUGGAGACAAAACGUUCCGUUAUAUGCAAAAUCAUAUAACGAAAACUCAUACAGUUGAAAUAAAUAAAGCAAAAGAAAUCUACAAAUGGCUGCAACAACAUUUUGACGAAAAUAAUAUGGAUGCAAAAUCGUGCCGUUGCUAUUAUUGCAAUGAUGACAUUCCAAUUAAACCAGUAUUUUUAAUGUUUCAUUUGAUACAAGUGCAUGCGGCUAAAAUACCUGAGGCGAUCAGACCAACAAAAUUAUGGGAGUGUAUUGCAAAUAACAACGAAUGGAUGUGGAAAUUUGUCACAAAAUAUUUAUUAACAAAAAAUGAGGAACAUGCAAAUUGCAAUAUUUGUGACAAACGUUUAUCUAUCACCGUAGAUUACGCAACUAUAAAUUGCCACAUAUAUAAUAAACAUAAAACAGAUUAUGGAAAACAGAUUUCAUUACAAGUUUUACAAGAAAAGAACCUUUUUUCCAUAGAAAACGAACAAGCAAAAUGCAAUAAAUGUUCACAUAUUUGUUCUAUUCGUUAUAUUGAUCAGAACAAGGAACUGGAAAAUCAUUUAUCAAAUGAACAUAAACUUGAUUACGCUCAAAUGAAUAAUUUUGUCAAUUGGCUAAAAUUGUAUCGAAAUGUAAUUUAUUUUCAAACAUUAGAAUGCAAUGCUUGCAAGAACAUUUCUAAUGACAAUUAUUUUAGUUUAAUGAGACAUUUUAUUGAAGAACAUCCAAUCAAAUUUCUCUUACAUCUAAUAUCAAGAAAAUUAUUAGAUAAUUUACAAAUUUUAAAAAUAUUUAAUGAUGCCAAGGAUAUUGCUAAACCAGGAGGCAGCAAUCAGCAGCCACGUCAGAAUAUUAACCAAAGUUCUUUCAAAAUCACAUCACCAAGUAGUGCACGACAGAUAAUACAAAGUAGAUAUAUCAUGGACACGUCAAGCUUAGAAGAUAGUAAUUGGUUUCUGAAUUUUUGCACAAUAGAAAAUAAUAUGGCAAUGUGCGAUAUUUGUUCCUGGAAACGUAAUCUUAUUGACGAACAGUUAGACCAAAUAAAAUCUCACAUAACAAGUAAACAUAAAAAGAUUUAUCGGAGUAUUAGCUCAUCAUCAGUAAUCAGCUUUAGAUCAUAUGAAUCGACGCAAGUUUAUGCAAUAAAAAAUAAUGACGUUUACUGCAAUUUUUGUGAACAAAUUUAUUUUGGAGAAAACAAAACGUUCCGUUAUGUACAAAAGCACAUAACGGAUAUUCAUAUAGAUGGAAUAAAUAAAGCAAAAGAAAUCUGCAAUUGGCUACAAAAACAUUUUGGCAAAAACAUUGUGAAUGCAAAAUCAUGCUGCUGCAAUCAUUGCAAUAAUGACAUUCCCAAUAAAUUAGUAUUUUUAAUAAUUCAUUUGGAACAAGUGCAUGAUGAGAUUAAAAUACCUGAGGAGAUCAGACCAACAGGAUUAUGGGAGUCUACUGCAAAUCGCAAAGAAUGGAUGUGGAAAUUUGUUACAAAAUACUUAUUAACAAAAAAUGAGGAACAUGCAAAUUGCAAUAUUUGUGAUAAACGUUUAUCUAUUAACGUAGAUUACGCAACUAUAAGACACCACAUAUAUGAUAUACAUAGAACAGAUCAUGGAAAACGGUUUUCAUUACAAGUUUUACAAGAAAACAAUUUUUUUUCUAUAAAAAACGAUCAAGCAAAAUGCAAUAAAUGUCCACAUAUUAGUUCUAUUCGUUGUAUUGAUCAGAACAAGGAACUGCAAAAUCAUUUCUCGAAUGAACAUAAACUUGAUUACGCUCAAAUAAAUAAUUUUGUCAACUGGCUAAAAUUGUAUCAAAAUGUAAUUUAUUUUCAAACAUUAGAAUGCAAUGCUUGCAAGAACAUUUCUAAUGACAAUUAUUUUAGUUUAAUGAAACAUUUUAUUAAAGAACAUCCAAUCAAAUUUCUCUUACAUCUAAUAUCAAAAAAAUUAUUAGAUAAUUUACAAAUUUUAAAGAUAUUUAAUGAUGCCAAGAAUAUUGCUAAACCAGGAGGCAGCAAUCAGCAGCCAGGUCAGAAUAUUAACCAAAGUACUUCCAAAAUCACAUCACCAAGGUUAUCAGAUAUUUCAGAGUUUAAAAGUUCUGAUAAUGACAUAGAAAAUGUAGGUACAUCAGCAAUAAGUAGCUAUGAACAGCCAAUUCCGAAUAUUGAUCAAAGCUUCUCCAAUAACACAUCAACAAGAUUAUUAAAUGAUAAUGAUUUAGAUAUUUCGAGUGAUGAUAAUAAUGUUGAAGAUAAUGCUACAUCAAGCUGUCAGCAACCAAUUUGAGUAUUGAUUUAAAUUCCUCCGAAAUUUAACUAACAAGAUUAAGUUGAGAUGACAAGUUUUUGAAUAGAGACCUAAUCACCAACAGUGAUGGCCAAAUUAUUUUUCUUCAGGAGUUUGAAAUGUUAAUUAAAAUUAAGAUGCUUGC